Molecule: messenger RNA, 3749 nt
Organism: Lineus longissimus
Lineage: Eukaryota; Metazoa; Nemertea; Pilidiophora; Heteronemertea; Lineidae
Exons: 17
Coding region: 1064-2152 (362 amino acids)
Source: RefSeq, a predicted model, not a curated record
AAUAAAUAGUAGGCCUAUAUAUAUAGCAACAAAAAAAAACAAUAUAAGGAAAACUUAUGCCAAUAAACCGAUGAUUUAUAACCCAGGCCGAGUUGGUGGGCCGAGUUGGUAAUAGGCCGAGUUGCCCCGUAAUCAUUUAGAUCGUUCUAUUCCAAUACGGAGAACGUGAGUAACAUUUUAUUCAUUGAUUUAUUUGGAUUCGGAUAGGCCGAUGAGAUCUUUGUGAACUUUGUUCGUGUACAUAUGUUGUCGUAUUCGGAAUCGUGUAUAUUCGUAUUAUUCUAAACCACGUGAAUGUGAAUGGAUUCUGGAAGGAUCUAUUCAAUCGUAUCGUAAAUGUGGAGCUCGCCAAGCCAGGAUCGACAGCAAGUGGACUCAUAGAGAAUUGAAGAAACCAGGCUGUGGGUAUUCCUGUAACUGCUGAAGCUACUGCUCUCCAUUUAGGAAACUUAAUUGGACUGAGGGUAAAUAAUCAAGACAUACAUAAAACAGUAUCAUAUUUCAAUAGGCGGUGAAACCCUUUUGGCGGUGCGAUCAAAUCUAUGCCAUUCAGACAUGAGCCAUAAUCGGGAUUGCUCUUAGCAUAUUUAGAGGUUCGUGUAAGGUUCGCAAUAUCCAACAGUUUAUGCCUCUAAUGCGACUAUUAAUGAAGCCAUUGCCAACUUAAACCAACUGCAACCUGAACAAUCAAAGACUAAGAGUGAUGAUGACUCCAAGUGCUAUGAUAGUGACCCUCAGAUUGAUUUCGAGGUGCCUGCCAUGCCUUCCCCCGUAGCGCCCAGUCCCAAAUUAACAAGCAUUCGACUAACUAGGUCUGAAAUUUAUGUUGUCAGCAUUCCUCCAGCAGAAAUGGUUUCGAGGGGACAUCAAGUCCGGAUGCCAUAUCGGUCAAAGGAAACGCAGGCCACUAAUUUUCAACCUGACCUCACCCACACUUCAGUGUCGAUCAUGGAGGUACCAAGUACGCCUGAAGCUGCAUCUACCCCUCAGCCAAAAUACAAGAGGAAGCGUUCUGAUUCAGUGAUGCCAACAAUAAGCAGCAUCCUCAUCCCUGACCGAGGGCAUGUGUGCAGUUUCAGUGUCCAAGCUUUUGGAGCUGUUCCACAUCUGCUACAACUGCGGCUCAAUGGUGACCAUCACACAGUCAUGCUUGUCAUGUGAUGGUAUCUGGAAAUGGCAGAGCCAGGAAAUGAUUGGAACGGUAUAUGCUGGUAACAUCGGCCUAUCGAUGGCAAUUCUUGCAGCGGGUGCUAUUCCAAGCAAAGUGAUAAGAGUCCUGCAAUUCUGGGGCAUUCGAAGCAUUUCCUCCGGAACAUAUUUUCGACACCAGUCAAAGUACCUGAACCAGGCAGUACGUAAUGUUUGGGAGGAGGAGACCAUCCAUGCACUGGCAGCUGUAGAGGACGUGGCCAAACUCUCCGGUGAUGGAAGGUGCGAUUCGCCCGGCCAUUGUGCGAAGUAUGGCUCUUACAGUUUACAUGACACAGGGAGAAACGCCAUUGUCAUGACACAACUUGUUCAGUCCACUGAGGUUAAGAACUCCUACCACAUGGAGCUGGAGGGCCUGUCCCGAUGUGUCGAUGAAGUGAAAGCAUACGUCCCACAUGUUAAGAUAGAAUUAACAACUGAUGGCCACAAAUCAGUGGAGAAGUGGUUGAGAGAGGAACAGUCGGACACCAUAAAGCAUUAUUUUGAUGUGUGGCAUGUUGCUAAAGGACUAAGGAAAAGACUCAAGCCCAUAACCAUGAACAGGCGGUUUCAGCUGGUCAACAAAUGGCUAAAAAGUAUUAUCAAUCACUUGUACUGGUGUGCCAUGACCAGCAAUAACGACCAAUCAUUGAUCUUGGCCAAGUGGAGAUCAAUAGUGAACCAUAUAGCCGGCGUCCACACGCACGAAGAAAACGAACUGUUCCCCAAUUGUAUCCACAGUCGUAUUCCAAGGCAGUGGUUUAAGAAAGGAACAGAAGAAUACGACAAGGUGUGUGCUCUGCUACUCAACAAGAACCUUCUACAUUCAAUCUCAAAGCUCAGCUCGGAUGGCCAGACAUCUGGUUUGGAGGGAUACCCUAGCAGCCUUUUACACUUCGCCCAAAAGAUGUACCAUUUCGGAGACCUGUAUUCAUCCACGACCGGAAGUGUGGCAGUCACAUAGAGCUUAUCAAAAUGUCAAGUUGUGACAAUUCAUUGCUGCUGCUGAAAUUCGGGCACCAAGUCUCUUGAGCUUCAGUGGAAUGGACUUUCCCCGUGUAUUGUUCAUGGUGUGGAUUGCUGCAUGAACAUGACUGCGAUAGUUUUUAAGGCCUUCCCAAGAAAGGUGCUGAAAGCAUCCUCCAUGCCGGCACUACAUCUACCGUCGCCGUCGGUUUUACAGCAAUGAACAACAUCCUGUCCCCUCCGGCGAAGUAUCUUCAGUGGGCUGACUGUGUUCUCGACCGUCGGUGCAUAGAUUAUCCCAUCCGAUCGCUCCCGCACAACAUUGUUGUAAUCCUCAUGACUGAAACGAGACCAGCUACCAUCGAUUUUCUCUGGAGGCAUUGUCCUGCUGUAGGGCGAGUGACAAUUCAUUGCUGCUGCUGAAAUUCGGGCACCAAGUCUCUUGAGCUUCAGUGGAAUGGACUUUCCCCGUUUAUUGUUCAUGGUGUGGAUUGCUGCAUGAACACGACUGCGAUAGUUUUUAAGGCCUUCCCAAGAAAGGUGCUGAAAGCAUCCUCCAUGCCGGCACUACAUCUACCGUCACCGUCGGUUGUACAGCAAUGAACAACAUCCUGUCCCCUCCGGCGAAGUAUCUUCAGUGGGCUGACCGUGUUCUCGACCGUCGGUGCAUAGAUUAUCCCAUCCGAUCGCUCACGCACAACAUUGUUGUAAUCCUCAUGACUGAAACGAGACCAGCUACCAUCGGUUUUCUCUGGAGGCAUUGUCCUGCUGUAGGGCGAGUGACUCUUCUACUGGUUGCAGUAUCCUGCAAGACCUGGGUCCUGUCAGUUCUCUUCGCAAUCUCUGAUUGAGACUGUUGUGAACAUCUGGGGGAAUCUAGGCAGAAAUUCUGACCUGGGGUCAAAACUGGCAGUACUAGGGCAGAGACAUGUAUUCAUCCACAGGCGGAAGUGUGGCACUGGCACAUAGUCCGUACUGAACUGUGAAGCUGUGGUAAAUACAUGACUGUGAUGGGUGAAAGUGGAUUUAUUCUUCAAUCUUUGGUGGAUUCUUAAUCUACAGAGCCAGGCCAUACGUAACAGGGAUAUACUUUUUGAUAAUUAAUUUAGGGAAAUAUUGUGUCAGUGGCCAGUUUAGAACUUGUAUUCUAAUAGGCCCAGUCCGCAGGUGACGAUUUGAUGGCAAUCCUGUACACAAAUCAAUUUUUCUCAGGCAAUCGGUAUUGGAAUGUUUUGAAUUUUUACACAUAUUUUGAUAAAAGCCUCUUCAUAACACAUGUAAAAUUUGGUGAGAAUUAAAGCACCCUUGGUGUACUUCUUUCACCAACCUAUGUUCAUUAAAAUGUACACAGAAUGUACACGCUGGCUAAUAGAGGUCUCUGGACUGCAAAUUUUUUUUUUGCGUCUCAGUAGUUAAAUUGAUUCAUAGAUACAGUAGUUGUCAGGUUCAUAAUAAUGUUCAGUUAUGGAUAAUUUGAUUCUUUUCUGGUAUUUUGAUUGUGUACAACUCAAAAUUUAGCAAGGGGGGAUUUGCUGUGUAUUCCACUCUUUGUAAUUCGCGCCUUACGUUGGUGGCGCCGUCUGUGUUAAGUUGAA